Messenger RNA from Sporothrix brasiliensis 5110, 1449 nucleotides. RefSeq names its product amidase. Lineage: Eukaryota; Fungi; Ascomycota; Sordariomycetes; Ophiostomatales; Ophiostomataceae. The transcript is spliced from 5 exons. The record is from RefSeq and is a predicted model, not a curated record. Bases 1 to 1449 code for a protein of 482 amino acids.
AUGGCUCGCUCGUGGCAGGACCGGGCAGCUGCAAAACAGCAAGCUGCGAGAGACAAGAUUCCCCCGGAAUGGCGGUUGUCGACGAGCUUCCUCGAGAAGAUCAACGCAUCCGAACAUGAGCCGACUGACCUCCUCGCGUCUGAUGCGAUUCGCCAAAGCGGCAUCUUAUCCACGUCUGAGAUCGACCUCACCGAGAGCUAUACCGCCAAGGCGCUCGUGGACAAACUUGCUUCUGGUUUCGUUUCUGCGGAGGAUGUUACUCUGGCGUUCUCGAAACGGGCUGCUAUUGCCCAACAACUGACGUCGUGUCUCACCGAGACAUUCUUCGACCAAGCAAUAGAGAGAGCGCGGUUCCUAGACGAGUACCUUCGCAAGGAAGGGAAGGUGAUAGGACCUCUUCAUGGACUUCCCAUCAGCAUUAAGGAUAGCUACAACAUCAAGGGUGUGCAGAGCACUAUUGGCUACGUGUCUUUCCUUGAUCGUGAGCCGGCGGCGGAAAACUCGGUUGUCGUGGAUAUGCUCCUCAAGCUUGGGGCCGUCCUCUACGUUAAGACCAACAUCCCGCAGACGAUGAUGGUCGCUGAUUCCGAUAACAAUAUCUUCGGACGUACUCUAAACCCCCAUCGUACCUCGCUUACGGCUGGUGGCUCGUCUGGCGGUGAAGGAGCGCUUGUUGCGUUGCGAGGUUCCCUGAUCGGAGUAGCUACGGACAUUGCCGGCUCGAUUCGCAUCCCCGCAUUAUGCUGUGGCAUCUACGGCUUCCGGCCAACGUCCGGCCGGGUGCCUUAUGGGGGCGUCACAUGGCACGGCCUCCCGGGCCACCCAGGAAUCCUAGCUACGGCUGGACCGUUAACCACGUCGCUUGAGGACACAGAGCUGUUCCUUACAGCUGUGCUUGACGCCGAGCCCUGGAGAUACGACUCGACCACGCAUGCGGUGCCGUGGCAGACCACUGACGUCACAUCUCUGUCUUUGAGAAUUGGCGUCUUGGCUGAAGACCCGAAAUGGCCGCUGCACCCACCCGUCCGACGUGCCAUCCGCGACGCUGCUGACCUCCUCCAAAGUGCCGGACACACAAUCGUUUCGCUCUCACAGGACCCUUCUACAGCGGCAGGGACAGGCCUCGACCUGUCUCUCGAGUACUUGUCCCUCGAUACCAGCCAGACAUCAAUUCGUUAUGUGAACGAGAGCGGCGAACCUGCAAUAAACUCGCUGAAAGUCCUGGGUCUGGAUAAUCCGCCAACCGACAAGCCCCCGUAUUCGAUCCAGGAUCUCGCCGCCCUAGAUUUGAAACGGGUUCAGUACGGUAAUUCGUGGCGCCGGCUUUUUUCAGACCUGGAACUAGAUAUUGUCCUGGCCCCCGCAGCGCAGAACACGGCAGUGCCGCAUGAUACAUAUGGCCUCUUUCCAUACACGGUUAUGUGGAAUCUUCUUGAUCACAUAUCGUGA